Molecule: messenger RNA, 1982 nt
Organism: Drosophila erecta
Lineage: Eukaryota; Metazoa; Arthropoda; Insecta; Diptera; Drosophilidae
Product: FK506-binding protein 5
Exons: 2
Coding region: 249-1637 (462 amino acids)
Source: RefSeq, a predicted model, not a curated record
AAUUUUAAAUCGCUUUGAAUGCUUGAAAUUUGGUGCUUAAAAAGAAACCUAAUGUAAAGUGCAUAGUAAGUGAAAUUUCUGGAAGCGAUACUGAUGACGACUUUAUGGAGAACGUCUAAGGGUCCCUUGGUUUACCCAAAUACCACGCUGCCUUACAAAGGAAACCAUGCAAUAUCCUAGACUUAGUGUAUAGUGUAAGACAAGAGCUAAUACUAGAUGUAAGUCGCAAGUGCUUUGGAUAACCCUAGAUGCAAACACACACUCAGGAGCUUGGGAUGAUACCGCCCUUAUACCAUACCAUAUACUAUACACACAUGCGUCCACACACCACAGAGCUACUGACCUCCGCGGACAUCGAAGAUGGUAAGGUGGAGUUCGACAAGGCCACGGGAGCCAGCACCACGUACAAGUUGAUCGAGGGUGGCUACGAGGUGAUCACCACCUCCCCCCAGCCCAAUGGAACCGUCAAGACCCAGGUGCGAACCUUCUGGGACCCCAAGCCCGUUAGCGAGGAGGAUCUGAAGAAGGAGCAGCAGAACAAGAAGUUGGUCCAGAAGCGCCUGGGCAAGGAGAUCCGCAUCGAUGAGCGCACCACCAUGCUGACCCGCGCCAUCGAGGGUGGCUACGAGGAGGUGUACACCACCAUCAACGAGGAUGGAACUCGCAGCACUCGCACCAAGACCUUCUACGACUCCGUUCCUACGGAGGUGGAUGAGAACACGGCCGCCAAGCUGAACAAGAACAAGCAAAAAGUGACCAGGAAGUCGUCGGUGGACUCCACCGAUUCCACGGAAUCCUCCCGUCGCAUCGUCCAGAAGCAGCAGAAGAACGUCGUGCAGAACUAUGGUGAGCAGACCAACUCCACCACCACAUCGGAGCGCAGGGUGUCGGUGACACAGAACAUCGAGAUCACCGAGAACAAUCGCACCGUGCGCAAGAACUCGCUGCAGGAGCAGAACGUCAAGGCCAUCACUUCCACCUCGAACACCUCGACCAGCGACAAGAAGCAGAAGAAGAAGCCGAAGUCUUCGGCCCCACCACCACCCGCCGACUUCUUCCAGAACGAUACCACCUCUGUGGCCUCCAAGCGUGUGCCCGGCGGAGUGGAGUACACCUAUUCCACGCAGCUGGAUUCCGGCAAGACCAUCACCACCUCGAAGACUGUCUACGAGGAGGAGGAGGUGGAGCUGACCGAGGAGGAGAUCCGCCAGUACAAGAAGACCCUGAAGGAUGCCGAGAAGCACAAGAACGUGUCCACCACCAAGAAGCUGAAGUCCGAGUCGGGCACCAAGAAGAUUGUUCCGUCCGAAAAUCCCGGAGAUGUGACCACCGUGGAGACCAUCAAGAUCGAAGGUGGCACCGAGUACCACUACACCACCGUGACAUCCGAGGGCAUCGUGAAGAAGGCCGUGAAAACUGUCUACGAUCCAGUGCCCAGCCAGAAGUCCAAUCCCGAUGACACCGACGAGGAGGAGAUCAUCGAGGAGUACGAGGAGGAGAUCAUCGAGCCCGGCGAGAAGAAUGUGAAGACUAUCGAGACCAUCAAGCAGUUGCCCAGCAAGUUCGAGGAGGAAGUGACCAUCACCCAUGAGAGGAAGGAGAAGAAGGUAAAGAAGUCCAUGGUCAUAAGCCAGUAGAGAUCGCCGCUUGCCCACACCGAAACACACUCAAACACACACGACACUCACACAACACAAGGCACAACAAAUCACACACAAAAACAAGCUUAUGAAAUGGCCAGAAGACAGAAGAAAGGCCCUGCGAAGAUCCCAAGCUAAUUCUCCUGACCUAUUUCAGCAUCCAGUUCAGUUAGUUGCGGGCGGUCUUUGCACGCUACUCGUUAGCUUUGUUAUCAAUUACCAGCUGUCUAGUGCCCUAGAAAUGUAUUACGAAAUUAUCCAAAAUUUAUUACAAGAAACUAUCUAACAUAAUUGUAGCCUCUUUUGUUAACAAAAAUAAAACUCAAGUUUUGGUUCUAAUUC